Molecule: messenger RNA, 1701 nt
Organism: Pelmatolapia mariae (spotted tilapia)
Lineage: Eukaryota; Metazoa; Chordata; Actinopteri; Cichliformes; Cichlidae
Product: cilia- and flagella-associated protein 157-like
Exons: 9
Coding region: 1-1506 (501 amino acids)
Cellular component (GO): ciliary basal body; cilium
Molecular function (GO): microtubule binding
Source: RefSeq, a predicted model, not a curated record
AUGCCCAGAAAGACGGAGAGAAAAAGCAGCGACAAACGAGAUGGAAACAAGAAGACACCGAAAAAGGAAAACUCCGAGUUUCCUGCAGAGAAAAGCGGGUCUGGCGACAAAGAGAAGGACCUCUACCUGACACAGAUAGCGUAUUUAACCGACGAGCUGGAGCGAUAUCAGCUGAAAUGUGAUGACCUUGUGAGACAGAGGAAAGACUUGCUGACUCAGUGCAGCACACUGGAGCAGGAGAACAAAGACACGAUCGCGUACCUGAAGCGUUCCCUGUUGGAGAAGGAGGACGAGGUGGGCGAGCUGUUGCAGCGGCUGCAGAACCAGCUGCAGGCUUCAGAUCAGGAAAGAGACGCCCUGCAGCUGCGGCACAGCCGGGAGAGGCAGGAGCUUCAGAACCGCUUCGAUGAACUUAUCAAAGAAAACGCAGCACUUGUGGAGAGGCUUGCAAGCCUGGAGGCGUUUCAGGGGCAAAAGGAGGAGAUGAUGUCCAGCUUAGAGUCUCUGGAGAAGCAGCUGGCGAGUCAGAAGGAAGAGCACAAAGAUGACAUUCACAGCCUGGAGAUGAAAGCGCUGCUGGAAAAGAGGAGAUUGGAGAGGGAGAUGGAGUCUCACGCUGCAGCCAUGGCAGCAGAGGUGCAGCUCCUGGUGGACCAGAAAGUCCCGGAGACGACCAGGCUGGCGCUGCAGGAGAACACGGAGGUGAAAGCUCGCGUGGGGCAGCUGUCGGAGCAGGUGCAGGUCCUGAUGGAGGAGAACACCGCCCUGCGGGGCUGCAAGAGUCAGCUCAGCGUGGAUGUGGAAAACCUGGAAGAAAUGCUCAGAGAGACGUCACGCACCAGCUGCGUCCGUAAGAAGGUGGUGGAGCAGCUCACAGAGAAGUGCCAGCAGCUGCAGGCGGAGCAGAAGGACUGCAGGCAGCGGCUCGAGCAGCUUCAGACCGAACACGCGGGAGCCCUGGGCAAGAUGGAGGCGCUCAGGCAGAAUCAGGCCUCUCUGUCUGAACAGUGCAGUAAAAACAGAGCUCAGGUCAGCCGGCUGGAGGCGGAGCUUCAACAGGAGAGGAGAAGGAGGAGCAGGAUGAAGAACAUCAUUCAGGAAGCAGCUGUUGCUCUCAGACAGGCACUGAUGGAGGAACACAUCCAGCAGGACUCAGAGGUGGACCAGUGGAAGCAGCUGAUGCAGAGGAUGCUGGUGCUUUUAAGCAGAGACGGAUUUGCCAGCUCCGCUGCUGACAGCGGCAAAGUGAACGAGCUGCAGACGCCUGACUCUGCAGCAGCCCGAACAAGAAGUCUGGAUCCAGACUGGAGUUUCCAGUUCCAGCUGGCCCGCUACAGGCCGGGAGAUCUGGGUUUUGUGCCUCGCCCCGCGCUGAAACACAAAAACGUGCUCCCCAGGAUGGAAGCUGGCUCCAGCAGGAAACCGUCGAGUCUGAAGGCGGACAGCUCUGUGAAGCUCACCGAUUCAGCUGUGACCUCCAAACACUCAGAGACCAAACUCAAGUGACAGUAGCAAAACUCAUCUCCUAAAAACUGUAAAAGUCGAUUAUGUUGCAGUUCAGUCUGACUUUUACUCCUGUGAGCUCAGCCUGUUACAGUAAAGGUGACGCCUCUGUAACAAACUCUAAUAAUGUUCCUGCUGUUUCUGGCUGUGUGAUGAAAACAGCUUGUCUGUUAUAAAUGUUGUUUAUCACAGUCUUCA